Molecule: messenger RNA, 903 nt
Organism: Plasmodium relictum
Lineage: Eukaryota; Apicomplexa; Aconoidasida; Haemosporida; Plasmodiidae
Product: Plasmodium exported protein, unknown function
Exons: 2
Coding region: 1-903 (300 amino acids)
Source: RefSeq, a predicted model, not a curated record
AUGAGGUCUUAUAAUAUGAUAGCUUGUAAAAUUCCUGAGACAGCUUUGAUUUCAAGAAAUGCAAUCAUAAAUAAACGCAUGGAUAAUUUGUUUAGAGACUCUAAUAAUGUAUCUAAAGACGGAAAUUACAAAUGCCACAUGUCAUACCAAUUCAUUAUUGUAUCGAUAAUUUUAUAUAUAUAUAUAUAUCUUCAAUAUUUAUAUGAAUCACAAGGAAAUGCAACUAGGGAACUGCAUUUCAGUGAAUAUCAUUCAAGAAAAUUGGCUCAAAAACAAAAUGAUAACAUUAAACCAGUAGAUAAACAUACUUUGAGUGGUGGAAUAUUUGAAAGAGUAAAGGUAAGAGACGAUGAUGAAAAAUAUAUGAUUAUUAAUGGAAUGUAUUCAGGCAUGAAAAGUGAAUUGAUGAAUUCUCCUUCAUUAAGUUUCUUCUCUCCUGAAUUUAGAACUUUAUUAUGGGAAAAGUGGACUGAAUAUUCAAAUAUUAGAGUAUUUUCAUUAGAAAAAAGAGAACAUACAGAUUUUGAUAGACUGGAGAAAACUCCUAAUUUACAUAUGUGUGUUUUAACUCUAUCCAGUUCUUUCCUUAAGGAAUAUCUUAAUUUACGUGGGGAAUUAAGUAAAAAUUUUGGUUUUUUUUUAAGAUAUGCAUACAUUCUGCUUAAAUAUAUAUUUGAUUAUGAAGGUAAAAAUAAUAAUACUUUAGAUUUUAAUGAUGUUUUAUUUGAUGGAGUAUUAGGAAUUCCAAGUGCAGAAUUUAUAAAUGAUGAUAAAAGUAUUAUAAUAUAUUUAAAAAAGAUAUCAAAAUUACCAAAGAAUAAAAAAGAUAGAUUAAGAAAUCCAAAGGUUCUUGAAGUAUUAAAUGAUCUAAUAAGAUCGAUAGACAUUUCGAAGGUAUCUUGA